AAUGAAUCCUAAUGAUGAACAGUAGAGAUUAUACUAAAUGUUCUAAUAAAUGGCAGGACCUGAUCCAUAUGGUAGAAUGCUUUAAGUGCCAAAUGCACCUUAUUAUCCUUGUUGGGGACCUCCUUUUCCUUAACCAAUGAUGGCACCACCUUCAAAUCAAAAAUAUCAAUUUCCUGAAUAGUUCGUCCAUGACUAGGCACUUUAAAUGAAUUCACUUCCACCUAAUUAAAGUGGAAUGAAUAUGAAUGGUAUUGCAUAAGGUUUGCAAAACAUGCCUCCCAUGCCUAUGGGUUUACCUCCAGGUUUUGGAAUGCCUCCAUUAGGGCCUGGAUAAAUGCCAUAAGGACCUAUGGGAUCUGGACCUAUGGGACCUCCACCAAUGGGUGGAAUGGGAGGAAUGGGUGGAAUGGGUGGAAUGGGAGGAAUGGGAGGAAUGAGUGCUAUGGGACCAGGUGGCAUGUAAUUACCUGGGAUGGGUCCAAUGCCAUAAGGACCUCUAGGUUAAAUGCCUCCUCCAUUUGAUUUUUAAUUCAAAUAACAGCCUCCUAUGCAAUAGCAGUUGAAUCAAAAUUAAUUAAUGCCUCCACAAUAGCAAUCAUUAUAAUAACAACACUAAGCUUAAUAAUAACACUAACCAUAAUAGCAGCAGUUAUAAUAAUAAUAAGCUCCUUAAUAAUAAUAAUUAUAACAAUCCUAAGGAUAAUCAACCUAAAAUAAUAAUAAUGCAGCUCAAUCAAAUUUGGAAUAAGGUAAUUUAUUUUUUAUAUAAAUAAAUAGGAUUUUCUUAGGUUGUCAAUGAAUUUUAACUUAAAAUCUUAAAUAUGUUUGUGAUGUAAAAUUAGAUGCUAUUGGAUUUCAAGAAUAAGAAUGCAAAUUUGGAAAAUACUAUUACAUAGAUAUUAGAUGAAAUAACUAAUCUAUAAAAAAUAGUUGAAUAGAAAUUUGAUAAUGGUUAAGCAGAUGAUUUUAUGAGUAGAUGUAUUAAAAAAAUAUUUAUUUUUAGAGUCAAUACCAAAUUAAGAAAUGACAUAAAACAAUAUUUUAUUGAAGUCUUUAUAAUAUAAUUAAAGUGAUUUCCAAUAUUAAUUAGUGUUGACAAAUGAUUUAGAAUAACCCUUAUUCAAAGACAAGAACUUUAAUUUAGAUAUUGCUCUCAAAGACAUGAAAGGAAUGAAUAUUAAGAAUCAUAAUAAAAUAGAAUUAGAAGUUCAAUUGUUUUCAUCAGAUGAUAAGCCUGUUCUUUUGAUUUAAAAUUCUUAAAACUAAUAAAUUUUAAGAUAACCUGAAGACAAUAUUUGGUUGGAAGAAGGAAUAUCAAAUAUAGAAAAACUAUAAAUAAAUGAAGUAACAUCACAUUAUUAGAACGGUUGGAUAUAUCUAAUUGUUUAUCCGAUUAAAAAUGAUACCAAGAUUGCAUAAGGUGAAAUUAAUCCAGCAUCAAUCAAACCAUUGAUAUAUAAGGUCAGUGUAAAAUCAAAGAAAACUUAAAAAAAGUAUAUUAGAUAUUAAAUUAGGUCGUCACGAUCAAGAUCAAGAUCUCAUGAAAGAUUACGUAGACUUGAAAAAUUGGAUAAUAAGUCAAGUUCAGAAUCUGAUAAUCACAUAUAAUUGGAAAUCAAGAAUCUUGAUGCUGAUGUUGAAAUGUAAUAGGAAAAUGAGAAUGAAAAUAAUGUAUAAUAGCAAGAACAAUUAGAAUAAGAAUAAUAAGAAGAAUAAUAAAAAGAAUAAUAAGUAUAAUAAGAAUAAGAAGUAUAAUAAUAAUAAGAAUAAGAAUAUCAAUAAACAUUACUAUAAUAAUAAGUAUUAGAAUAAUAAUAAGUAUAAUAAGAAUAAUAAUAAGAAUAAGUAUUAUUAUAAUAAUAAGUAUUAGAAUAAGUAUAAUAAUAAUAAUAAUAAUAAUAAUAAUAAGAAUAAUAAUAAUAAGAAUAAUAAUAAUAAUAAGAAUAAUAAUAAGAAUAAUAAUAAUAAGAAUAAGAAUAAUAAGAAUAAUAAUAAAAUGUAAAAGAUGAGGAACAUAAAAAUAAUGAAUCUAAACUUUGA
Molecule: messenger RNA, 2040 nt
Organism: Paramecium pentaurelia
Lineage: Eukaryota; Ciliophora; Oligohymenophorea; Peniculida; Parameciidae
Source: the annotation of a GenBank genome assembly